Molecule: messenger RNA, 1024 nt
Organism: Vicugna pacos (alpaca)
Lineage: Eukaryota; Metazoa; Chordata; Mammalia; Artiodactyla; Camelidae
Source: RefSeq, a predicted model, not a curated record
CUUUCCAGGCCCUCACUGUGGUGGGUCUUCCAGGCAUCACCUGGGAACUGGUUAGAGAUGCAGGCUCUCUGCCCUCUGAGAGGAACCUGCAAGAACCACUAGGACCAGCGGCAGGGGAGGGGGAGAGAGCAGCAGGGGAGAGCCUCCCUGAGAGGAAAGUGCAUGUGACUGGCGCUGUUUUGAACCAGUGGCACCUGGGAUCACACAGAGCAGACAGAUUCUUAAGUUCUCAGCGCACGGCACACCCCACUGCCCGCCCUGGGAAGACCAGUACUGUGACCCCACCCCGGCCUGGUGGCCCUGCCGGCUGCACCUCCUGCCCCCAGCGGGUGGGCAGGCGUGGAGUUUCAGGCUCAGGCCUUGGGCUCUCUUCUCUAGAUCCCCUCCGUCGCCCUGGCUUAUGAGAAAGCUGAGAGUGACAUCAUGAACAGGAAGCCUCGUCACAAGAAGAAGGACAGACUGGUGAACCUGCCCCUGGCCGUGUACUCGUACUUGCACAUUGGCCUCAUGCAAGCCCUGGGAGCUUUCCUUGUGUACUUCACCGUGUACGCACAGGAGGGCUUCCGACCCAGCGCCCUCCUUAACCUCCGGGUGGAGUGGGAAAAGGACUACGUGAACGACUUGGAAGACAGCUACGGGCAGGAGUGGACGAGUUACCAGAGGAAAUACUUAGAAUGGACGGGGUACACCGCCUUCUUCAUUGGCAUCAUGAUCCAGCAGCUGGCAGAUCUGAUUAUCAGGAAGACCCGCAGGAAUUCCAUCUUCCAGCAGGGCCUAUUCAGAAAUAAAGUCAUCUGGGUGGGGAUCGCCUCGCAGAUUAUCAUCGCGUUGAUCCUCUCCUAUGGCCUGGGGAGUGUCACAGCCCUGAACUUCACCACGCUCCGGGCUCAGUACUGGUUCGUGGCUGCGCCGCACGCCGUCCUGAUCUGGGUGUACGACGAGGCGCGGAAGCUCUUCAUCCGGCUCUAUCCGGGAGGUAGGUCGCGCACGCCGCGAGGGGCUGCUCGUCCGCAGUGGACUCGCA